Messenger RNA from Brachypodium distachyon (stiff brome), 2486 nucleotides. RefSeq names its product putative kinase-like protein TMKL1. NCBI's taxonomy places the organism in Eukaryota, Viridiplantae, Streptophyta, Magnoliopsida, Poales, Poaceae. Gene Ontology annotation, biological process: protein phosphorylation. The record is from RefSeq and is a predicted model, not a curated record. The transcript has a single exon. The coding region runs from base 219 to 2198 and encodes 659 amino acids. Gene Ontology annotation, molecular function: ATP binding; protein kinase activity; protein binding.
GACCGGCCCACAAAGCAUUUCUUCUCUUCUCUGCUUUCUUUCUUGCUCCCGUCGCCUUCAGCUUCAGCAAGCUCAUACAUACUUCAGCUCAUUGCUCUGUUAUUUAUCACACAUCUCGCACUGCACUGCCUCACUCAUUUCAAAGAGUUCAGGCUUCCUUGUUAAAACUUCAACUAGAAUCUGAUCUCUACUGGAGCUCCAGUGGGAAGGAAACAAAGAUGCAGCAGCAUUGCGCUAGAGCGCUAGUACAUCUCUUCUUCUUCCAGCUCAUCAUCCCUCUCCUCUUCGUCUCCGGCUCCGGCGACGUCGACCUCGUCCUCUACAAGAUCAAGCCGGCGUUGCAGGGCACCGCCGCCCCCAACGCCGAGCUCGCGACCUGGAACGCGUCGACGCCGCUGUGCCUAUGGCGCGGGCUGCGCUGGUCCACCCCCGCCGGCGUCCCCCUCCGCUGCGACACCGCCGCCGCGCGCGCAAAGCUCAUCUCCACCGACGCCGCCGCCCUCCUCCUCGUCUCCAUCCGCCUCCCUGCCGCCGCGCUCGCCGGCCAUCUCCCCGCCGAGCUCGGCGCCUUCUCCGCGCUCGACUCCGUCUACCUCGCCGCCAACGCCAUCUCGGGCCCCAUCCCUCUCGAGCUCGGCAACGCGCCAGCGCUCUGCCACCUCGACCUCGCCGCCAACGCGCUCUCCGGCCCCAUCCCGCGCUCCAUCUGGAACCUCUGCGACCGCCUCGCCGACCUCCGCCUCCACGGCAACGCCCUCGCCGGCGCCAUACCUCCCCCCGCCGGGCCCAACACCGCCUGCGACCGCCUCCGCCUCCUCGACCUCGGCGCCAACCGCCUCUCCGGCGACUUCCCCUCCUUCCUCGCCUCCUUCCAUGGCCUACGCCAGCUCGACCUUGGAGCCAACCGGCUCUCAGGCCCCGUGCCGGCCGCCAUGGCCGGCGUCCAGAUGCUCAACCUUUCCUACAACAACUUCUCCGGCCAGCUUCCCCCGGGCUUCUCCUCCGCGGAAGCAUUCCUCGGUAACAGCCCGGCGCUCUGCGGCGCGCCGUUGCCGCAGCCGUGCGUGACGUCGUCGUCGGGGCUGAGCUCCGGCGGGGUGGCCGGGGUUGUCAUCGGGGUGAUGGCCGGCGCGGUUGUCCUGGCGUCGGUGUCCAUCGGGUGGGCGCAGGGGAGGUGGAGACGGAAGAAGGAAUCCGAGGAGGAAGAAGAAGCAGAUGAGGAAGACGAAGGGGACAAGCUGAUGGUGUUCGAGGGCGGGUCGCACCUGACGCUGGAGGAGGUGCUCAACGCGACGGGGCAGGUGGUGGAGAAGGCCAGCUACUGCACUGUCUACAAGGCCAAGCUCCCCGACGGCGGCGGCAGCAUCCAGCUCCGGCUGCUACGGGAAGGCUCCUGCGUCGAGCCGUCCGUGGCGGCGGUGCGGCGGAUCGGGCGCGCGCGGCACGAGAACCUGGUGCCGCUCCGGGCAUUCUACCAUGGCCGCCGCGGCGAGAAGCUCCUGGUCUACGACUACUCCCCGCACCGCACGCUCCACGACCUCCUCCAUGGCGGCCAGGAGACGAGGCCGGCGCUGACGUGGCCCCGGCGGCACAAGAUUGCGCUGGGGGUGGCGAGGGCGCUGGCGUACCUGCACCACGGGCACGGCGGCGAGGCGGCGGCGGUGCACGGGAACGUGCGGGCGUCGAACGUGGCGGUGGACGAGGCGCUGGUGGCGCGGCUGGCGGAGCACGGGGUGGUGGGGAGGCUGCUGACGCCGGCGGCGGCGGAGGCGGUGCUGGCGGCGGCCAAAGCGGACGGGUACAGGGCGCCGGAGCUGAAGAAGAAGAAGAAGAACUUGAGAUGCAGCGCACGGACGGACGUGUACGCGUUCGGGAUCCUGCUGCUGGAGCUGCUGACGGGGCGGAGGCCGGCGGCGGACCUGCCGGCGCUCGUCAAGGUGGCCGUGCUCGAGGAGACCACCAUGGAGCUCUUCCACCCGGAGCUGGCCGCCAGAGGUGCUGAAGGUGGGCUCGUGCAGGCGCUCAAGCUCGCCAUGGGCUGCUGCGCGCCCGUGCCGGCGGCCAGGCCCACCAUGGCGGAGGUGGUCAGGCAGCUGGAGGAGAACCGGCCCAAGCCCAACAGCGCCUGCCGCUCGGCCCUCUACAGCCCCGCCGCCGACACCACCAGCGGCGCCGGCACCCCCGCCAACGCCGCCUAGCACCAUGGAUCAAUGCCGAUCCCCUGAUCCCCUCUCCUGAUUCCAGUUCCAUCUUGUACCUCCUGCACGAUACUAGUGUCAAUCCAUAGAAAAAGAAGAAUCGAUCGGAUAUGUUUCUGCUGCCGCUCAGGUUGAUGAAUUGCUCUUUUCAAAAAAAGAAGAAGAAAAGAGCUAGCUUGAUGAAUCAUACUGUACUGUACUGCUCCUGUUCUAGCUAGUUAGCUACGUGGUCGAGUUUUAUUGCAAUCAUUCAAUUAAAAGGGCAAAAUGCUUAAUUGCUUGGAGUAA